UCCCAUACUCCUCCAUCACAGCUUGAUGUUGGCUGAAGUAAACAGAAGACCAUUGGCUGUCCAGAGUCCCUCAAGCGCUGUAAUGAAUAUGUAAACACUGCUUCCCAAGUUUCUUGGACUAACGGUGCCAUCGGACAGUAUUAUUCAUGUGUCUGGAGGGCUUAAUUUCAUUUAAUUAGCCAAGCUUUGAGAGGCUAAAGUGUCUCCAGAUCUCCAGCUGACCGGCAGCGGUUAAUUUGAAACGUAAAGUGUGGAUUGAUAGAGGCGUCUUUGAAACACUGAGAGCGGGAACAACCUUGUGUUUAAAUCAUCCGGCAACCGAGCUUGUCUGUGAGCGUGUAUAUGAGCGGAGAACAUUAGAGCGGAGUUGCAGUUUGCCGGCUUUCUUUGUGUUGCUUUUCUCCAAGCAUGCUUGAACCUCGCAGCGCAGGAGCAGUUUGAACAUCGCCAAGCCUUCCUCAACAUCCCAAAACUAUGGCCAGCGAUCACUGCUUAUAGAAGAGGAUUACUAAAACUCCUUACAACAUCCUUUUAACCUUUCUCUGUCCCCUUGAGCUGCAUUAAACCCGCGUUGUUCACCGCUUCCCUCUCAUUCACCGCGCCUGGAUUGUUGAAGGACAAGUAAGAGAAAAAUUGCGCCCUUUUCAUAGAGCAGCACUUCGCCGAGAGGAAACAUGGAUGUAUUUUAUCCGUCUGCCGGAGGGAAUUCUAUUCCUGGAGACCCACAAAACCUGGAUUUUUCCCAUUGCCUGGGAUACUACAACUACAACAAGUUUGGGAAUAACAACAACUACAUGAACAUGGCUGAUGCCAAUGGAGCUCUGUUAGCAGGAGAUAUAUUUCACAGCUCUGAAAUGAAAUGUGUUUCCAACUUAUGUUAUGAGAAGUCAACGUUUCAUACUCCAAGUCUUGGUGAUGAGGAGUUCGAAAUACCCCCCAUCACCCCUCCUCCUGAGACUGAGCCUGGUAUGGGCCUCCAGGAGGUGGACUCACCUUUCCCCGGGCUACCUGACCACCCCAACUCUCAGCGGGGGUCAUUCACCCCUCAGUUCCCACCCCAGAGCCUGGAGCUGCCCUCAAUCACCAUCUCCAGAAAUAUGAUGGAGCAGGAAGGACAAAUCAACAAUGGACAUCCAGGAGCUGUCGGUCAGACCCACCUCCGUCAGUACCCUCCAAACCCCACCAUGGUGAUGCGCUCCAUCAUUAGCAUGCAUAACCCCAAUGGCAUGAUGUCACAAAACCAGCUUACCACCAUCAACCAGUCCCAGAUCAACACACAGCUGGGGCUGAAUAUGACCGGAUCAAACAUUGCUCACACAUCCCCAUCCCCACCCGCCAGCAAAUCUGCCACACCCUCUCCCUCCAGCUCUAUUAAUGAAGAUGAUCAAGAAGAAGGAAACAGGGUGAUUGGUGAAAAGCGUCCCGCCCCUGACGCAGGCAAGAAGCCUAAGACGCCCAAGAAAAAGAAGAAGAAGGAUCCCAAUGAGCCCCAGAAGCCAGUGUCUGCAUACGCCCUGUUCUUCAGAGACACUCAGGCGGCCAUUAAAGGCCAGAACCCUAACGCCACGUUCGGAGAGGUGUCCAAGAUAGUAGCUUCAAUGUGGGAUGGAUUGGGAGAGGAGCAGAAACAGGUUUACAAAAGCAAAACAGAAGCAGCAAAGAAAGAGUACCUGAAAGCUCUCGCAGCGUACCGCGCUAGCCUUGUGUCAAAGGCUGCCGCAGAGUCAGCGGAGGCCCAGACGAUCCGCUCGGUGCAGCAGACUCUCGCCUCCACCAGCCUGUCGCCCGCGCUCGUGCUGCCUUCCCCUCUAUCCCAGCACCCCUCGAUGUCCGCCGCAGCACAGGCGCUCCAGCAGGCCCUGCCUCGAGCCAUCGCCCCAAAACCUCUGCAAAUGCGUGUCGGCAGCAGCCAGAUUGUCACCUCGGUCACGGUAGCUCAUCAGAACAUGACGGCCGGCGGCGUUCAGUCGCAGCUGCUGGGGCAGAUGGGAGCAGGCGGUCCGCAGUCGGGCGUGUCGUCGCAAUUGAGUCCACCAAUGCAGCCCCGGCACGCUUCCAUGCAGCAGCAGAUGCAACAGCAGCAGAUGCAGCAGCACUUGCAGCACCAUCAAAUGCAGCAGCAGCAAAUGCACCACCAGCAGAUUCAGCAGCAAAUGCAGCAGCAGCAUUUCCAGCAUCACCUGCAGCAGCAGCUUCAGCAGCACCAUAUGCAGCAGCAGCACCAACAGAUGCAGCAGCAGCAGCAGCAGCAGCAAAUGCAAAUGCAGCACAUGCAGCACAUGCAGCAGAUGCAGCAGCAUCAAAUGCAGCAGCAUCUCCCGCAGUCACAGUGUUCGCCUGUGCAGCACUCGCCCGGCACGCCGCACUCGGCUUCUCUCGGCAGCCCGCCGCCCCCUCCUGCAUCCCAGCCUCACCCCUCGCAGGUACAGGCUCACGCGCAGGUCCUGUCGCAAGUGAGCAUCUACUGAACCAAAAGCCCUCGGACCCGCAGUCGCGACCCUACCAGAAAGCCGGAAGGAAGUUGUUAUUGAAAAGCAUCGUUACAAGGUUGCUUUUUUAAGUUGCACUUAAGAAGUGUGUAAGAAAUAUGAAUGUUUUACAAAGAACUGUCCUUUGUUCUAGAUGGAUAUAAGAUAUGUGUUAAAAGGACGAAGCGUCUUAGCUGGAUUUUUUGUCUAUAAGAUAGGCUGAGCUACCGGGAGGUCUGUUGAUAGACUUGAGUGCCCAGUAGUCAUUUGUAUGUAUAUUUAGUUCAUUUGGUUUCUCUCUCUCUCUCUCUUUCUCUCUCUCUGUUGUGGAGUUUAAACUCUGUCGGAGCAUGAUGGCGUGGGAAGAACGUUCAGAGACGAUCACAGAAACACCUGACGGUUUUAUUUAACAGCUUUAUUUAUGAGGUUGGAUUGACUUUCACCACCAGACAAAAUAGAAGACCGAAUAUCUGUGGACGGGGAAUUUCUGAAGAAGGCACUGUUUCGCAAAAAAGAAAUGAACUGAACUGCUACUAAACUGGUCAUCAGAGACAUGCUGUAUGGCUCUUGCACUGUCUGGCCAGUGUAUCUUCAAGUCUGCCCUCUCUUCUUCCCUUUUCCAUCAUCCUUCUUGGCGUUCCCACGGAUGAAACUGUUUAACAGUCACUGUUGGGAAGCUCUCAAUCAAAUCAUCCUGCUUUUAGAACCAAGUGAUGUUUGACACAUCUCAUGCCGUGUUAUCAAACAGGACAUUUUCAAAAGAUGUAAAACACUCGGCAUUUUGCUGGACUAUUUGACAUGCUUCCAUAGAUCAUUUCAGUCAUCACGUCUCCAAACACCUUCUGUGACCUGCUGUGUGUGUUCUUAGGAAAGAGGAGAGAACGUUUUUGGAGUUCUUCUCCUCUGCCCAAAACCCUCAAAAGCGCAUUCACUUCAACAUAUGUAGUAACAGCACUCCAAAAAACUUCUUCUCUGUAAUUAUCUUUACCUCAGAAGUUUUAUUGAAUAAGUUAUGUUUCUGUUAUUUUCUUUUGUGUAAUGAAAACUUAUUUUAUGGGGGGGAAAGCUAAAUUACUGAAUUUAGGCUGUUGGUUUACUGAUUGGGGUAUGUUUAUUUCAUAAUACCCUACAUUUCACAACAAGGGAGUCUUAUCAGAUGUUUUUUUUUUUUUUACUAUCAUAGAAAGGACAUGGAAGUAUUUUGUGCCAGCUGUAAAAGAAUCGGUGGUAAGAUAAAAGAAAAUGAAGUUGUACAUUUUUCAUACCUCUUGUUGUAAAGUUUUAAUAUGUGAGGCUUUAAAUGCAGACGUUGGCAAGCUGACCUGUCACCUGCUUUAUCUCAUAGUGCUCUUUUCUACUUUUUUAUGAGUUACAGUAGCAGCAAAUCAUUUGUUUGUAUUAUUGCUUACAUUUCAAAAUUAAUUGCUUUUAAAAACCUGACAGUAAAAUAAAUACAGUUCAUGUCAGUUGGAAACUCCACCUGUUUUUAAACGUCAUAAAUGUCAUUUAUUAAGUUUUAUUUUUGCCAUCCAAAAAAAAAAAAAAACCUUCAUUAAAAAGAGGCAUUCCA
Molecule: messenger RNA, 4038 nt
Organism: Onychostoma macrolepis
Lineage: Eukaryota; Metazoa; Chordata; Actinopteri; Cypriniformes; Cyprinidae
Gene: tox3
Product: TOX high mobility group box family member 3
Exons: 8
Coding region: 675-2468 (597 amino acids)
Biological process (GO): regulation of transcription by RNA polymerase II
Cellular component (GO): nucleus
Molecular function (GO): chromatin DNA binding
Source: RefSeq, a predicted model, not a curated record